UCGGUUUUUGUAAUUUGCGUACUCCUCGUUGGAGCAAUCCACGCGGUCCAAUUUAAAAUCAAGAACGUCAUGGGUGGUGACACCUGGAUCGGAAUCUUGUCCAGCAACAAUCAACCGCCUUUGGAGGGAGGUGGAUUUGUUCUUGGAGCUCAACAGGAGAAAACAGUGAAUGCUCCUGAUAAUUGGGAAGGAAGAAUAUGGGCGAGGACCUGGUGUAACUCCGGUAACCAGCACUGCGAAACAGGCGAUUGCGGCAACAAAUUGCAGUGCGGAAACAGUGGUGGAGUUCCACCUGCAACCUUGGCCGAAUUCAAAUUGAGAGCGCAUGAUGAUGGCAAAGACUACUACGAUAUCUCUUUGGUCGACGGUUUCAACGUCGGCGUCAAAAUCGAACCUGAAAAUGGAAACGGAGAUUGCAAUGUUCUUCAUUGUCCGAAUACUUUGAACAACAACUGCCCCAACGAGUUGAAGAAGAGCGGAAGUGGAGGAACCGUAGGAUGCGAUAGUUCUUGCGUGAAGUACAAUACGGACGAGUAUUGCUGCAGAGGAUCCUUUAAUAGCGCACAAGCUUGUGAUCCUAACAAAUGGAAGCUUAAUUCAGCGAAGUUCUUCAAGGACAAUUGUCCAGAUGCAUACAGCUACGCCUACGAUGAUAAAACCAGCUUGAAGACUUGCAUUGCCAACAGUUAUAGAAUCACAUUCGGAUGAGAAUUUUUACAUUAAAAACACUAUUAACCUUUUAUUUUUAAAUUAAUUAAUUGAUUAUUAGAUG
Nicrophorus vespilloides is the source of this 772-nucleotide messenger RNA. Its product is annotated as pathogenesis-related protein 5-like. Gene Ontology annotation, cellular component: extracellular region. Gene Ontology annotation, biological process: defense response. The transcript is spliced from 3 exons. The record is from RefSeq and is a predicted model, not a curated record. NCBI's taxonomy places the organism in Eukaryota, Metazoa, Arthropoda, Insecta, Coleoptera, Silphidae. The coding region runs from base 70 to 708 and encodes 212 amino acids.